This is a messenger RNA of Nerophis ophidion (straightnose pipefish), 3119 nucleotides long. RefSeq names its product wingless-type MMTV integration site family, member 5a (gene wnt5a). Gene Ontology annotation, biological process: canonical Wnt signaling pathway; cell fate commitment; neuron differentiation. The coding region runs from base 650 to 1786 and encodes 378 amino acids. Lineage: Eukaryota; Metazoa; Chordata; Actinopteri; Syngnathiformes; Syngnathidae. Gene Ontology annotation, cellular component: extracellular region. The record is from RefSeq and is a predicted model, not a curated record. Gene Ontology annotation, molecular function: cytokine activity; frizzled binding. The transcript has 5 exons.
GGGCAGCAGGUGAGAGAGGGCGUCAAUGGAAGAGAGGGAAGUGCCGACCGCGCACGCACACGCAGCGUGGGAGGACGACGCACACCCGGGAUCCUCGGCAGAAUAUAUCCCCUUUUCUUUUUCUUUUUGUCGCCCCACGUGUAAAGUCGCACCGUUUGGACCUUUUGUUUGUGAGUCGUGUCGGAGCCGAGCCUCGGUCUCCUGAAAGGCGGAUGACUUCGGGCUCGUCUUCGCGCCUCCACAGCAGAAUGGGAGUUCAGUUAUCGACCUCGGAGCGGAUCGACGUGUGGAUCUUUUUGCCGGUACAAUGACCUGAGUGUGCGCGCGGCUGGGAUUAAUUGUUUCUUUUGGAUUGCACUUCAAACACAAACGGUUGAGUUCAAAGUGACACUUGAUGACAUUUCGACAUUCCACGCACUGGCAGCUGCUCCUUUUUAUUCGAGUGGUUUGACGCACGGAUCGGCGCAUCCACUUCUAUUUAUUUUGUAUUAUUAUUUUAUUUUUUUCCCACCAAGACUCCAAACCUGAAAAAAAAAACUGACAACAUCAACCUAAGUUUUCAUCAUAUUGGGAUAUAAAUAGUGAGCACUGGAAUUAUUGCUUCUGCAGAAAGUGGAUUACAUCUUCCAGUUCUUUGUUUGGCAUCACAAUGAAACUGGGAUUGGGCUGUGUGUAUCGGCCGGUCCGCUGGCCCGUAGGCACCGUACUGGACUCCAGACACUGCGUCUUUGCGCUCACACUCCUCACACUCAUAAUGCAGGUGGUGGUGGAGGCCAACUCAUGGUGGUCUUUAGCCAUGAACCCGCUUCUGAUCCCGGAGGCCUACAUUAUUGGGGCUCAGCCUCUGUGCAGCCAGCUGGCGGGCCUCUCGCAGGGUCAGAAGAAGCUGUGCCAGCUCUACCAAGACCACAUGCAGUACAUUGGCGAAGGGGCCAAGACGGGCAUCAGAGAAUGCCAGUAUCAGUUCAGGCAUCGGCGCUGGAACUGCAGCACAGUAGACAACUCCUCUGUUUUUGGAAGGGUCAUGCAAAUAGGCAGUCGAGAGACAGCUUUCACCUACGCCAUAAGUGCGGCAGGGGUCGUGAACGCAGUGAGCCGUGCCUGCAGAGAGGGGGAGCUGUCCAGCUGUGGUUGCAGCCGCGCCGCUCGCCCUAAAGACCUGCCACGAGAUUGGCUGUGGGGUGGCUGCGGUGACAACCUCAACUACGGCUACAGGUUCUCAAAGGAGUUUGUGGAUGCACGUGAAAGAGAGAAAAGCUAUCCUAAAGGCUCGCAAGAAAGUGCACGACUUAUGAUGAAUCUUCACAAUAACGAGGCCGGAAGAAGGACGGUGUCGGACCUUGCCCACGUGUCCUGCAAGUGCCAUGGGGUGUCAGGCUCAUGCAGCCUCAAAACCUGCUGGCUGCAGCUGGCGGACUUUCGCAAGGUGGGUGAUGCGCUCAAAGAGAAGUACGAUAGCGCUGCAGCCAUGAAGCUCAACUCGCGUGGAAAGCUGGUGCAGAUGAACAACAAGUUCAACCCCCCUACAAACCACGACCUGGUGUACAUCGAGUCCAGUCCAGACUACUGCCUGCAGAACCAAAGCACCGGCUCCCUGGGCACAGUAGGGCGCCUCUGCAACAAGACGUCGGAGGGUAUGGACGGCUGCGAGCUGAUGUGCUGUGGUCGUGGUUAUGACCAGUUCAAGGCCCAGUUAGUGGAGCGCUGCCACUGCAAAUUCCACUGGUGCUGCUAUGUCAAGUGCAAGCGCUGCACCAAAAUCGUAGACCAAUUUGUCUGCAAGUGAGACUAGAUAAAUAUUGAAGAUGAUGGCCGUGCACCAGUGUGAGCGGAGAAGUCGAAGACAGAAUGGAAGAGAUAAACUAUAUGAAUUAUAUUUAUAGAGUUAAACAAUUAUGCCAUUGCAAAAAGACUUGACUUUUUUCCCCCAAAAAUCGUAUGUCUUCAGAAACUGAGAGUAUUGUGAAAUAUUUAUUUCGAGAUUGAUAUGUUUUUAUUUUGGCCCAGCUGAUUUUUAACCCUUGCAAGUGCCUAAAAUGGCUAAAAACACUCUCCCAACCCAACCUGACCUCACUUUCUUGAUGUCCUCCAAACGUUGCUCCUUUUCUCAGAUUUCUCUUAUUGAAUAGCAAAAAUUGGACUGCACUUCCCCUUUUCUAAGAAAAAGUAGUGUGUGACACUUGAGGCUCAGUUGGCUUCGAGAUCCAGGUUUGUUGUAUGACUGUGAUGACAGCAGAAUGCCUGUGUGUAGUGUAUGGAUGCAUGUGUUUUCAUGAACUCCUUUCCAAACCGGCUUUCCCAUCCCUCCCAAUCCUGACUUGUCCCCUCUCACCUCAUGGAGCUUGAGGGAUCUUGUUGGUUUGAAUGACUCCAUGGGGAAAAAUGUGUUCAGUCAGAGUGUUUUGGGAUUGAGCCAUUUUAUUAAUCUGUCCCAGAAGACUUCCCAAUCCACAGGUGCUGCAAGAAGCCCUCCACCAUUAUGCACUUUGAUAGAGGCUUAAACCUGUCUGUCUCUUAAGCUGUUUCUUAUUGCAUUGCAUCAGUUAAUAUAGCAAUAUUAUAGCCAACACUGUUUUCCAUAUAAAUUCAGAAUAUUCAUUUACCAUAUUCUACGAUACAUAACCUGGUUUGAUUAUAUAUGGGCAAUGUUUUGAUUAUAUUGGUGAAACAGUCAGUUUUUAUGUAUAUAGUAUGUCUAUUCAACCAAUCAGUAAACUGUAUUUAUUUUCUUUAACCAGAUUCUCAAUUUUAGCAGCAAAACAUGGCUCAUUGCUUAGUUGGUCAUCCUAUGUGUUGUCACUUUUUAAAACGUCUCACUCAAUCAUGCGGCUCUUCACGGUUUAUGUAAAGGGAAAAGCACCUUAUUGUUUGUCAAAUCCACCCAUGUUCAGUGUUACUGUUACACACAUCAAACAUGCUGGAUGUUCCAAUUCUGCAAUGGUGACACAUUUUCAAUACCACUCAGUUGACAACUCUCCACCAGUCCAACUUUGUAUAUUUAUAAGCUGCCUCCAACAAUUUGAGGUUUGUUAAACUCGAUGUGUAAAAGCAAAUAUUUUAUUACUUUUUACAAAUUGGCUCAACGCUCUACUUUCUUUCAAUAAAUACAUAAAACCAGA